GAGAUUAAUUGUAGAGAGAGAGAAAGAUGAGUGAGAAAAGAGAGGAGGAGGUUCAUGUAGUGAUGCUACCAUGGUUAGCAUUUGGCCACAUGAUUCCAUUCUUGGAUUUAUCAAUUGAGUUGGCCAAAUCCAACAUCCACGUGUCAUUUCUCUCUACCCCAAGAAACAUCCAACGACUCCCCCAAAUCCCACCUAACCUAAUACCCUUCAUUGAUUUCGUCCCCCUCCCACUCGAAUAUUCCGGCGGCCUCCUCCCGGAAUAUGCCGAAGCCACCAUCGACAUUACGGUCGACAGAAUGAACGAUCUCAAGAUUGCAUCCGACCUUCUCCGACAACCGAUUAAGGAUUUCAUGGCGGAAAAGUUGCCGGACUGGAUCGUGGUCGAUUUCUUUCCGUACUGGAUAGUUGACAUUGCUCGGGAUCUGAGCAUCCCGAUCAUCUCCCACUGUGUGUUCGCCGCCGCCGCCGCUGCCUUCUUCUGGUCGCCGGAGUUUCUCUCCGGGGAGGGGCGGAGGAGUGCGAGGCCGUCGCCUGAGGACUUCACCGCCCCGCCGGACUGGUUCGAUUUCCUGUCGGAGGUGGCUCUGAGCAAGCACGAAGCUAAAGCUAUGCACCACGUAUUGUACGACGUGAACUCCUCCGGCAUCGCCGACGGCGACCGGCUGACGAGACUGCUCCAAGCCAGCGCCGCCGUGUCCAUACGCACGUGCACGGACUUCGAACCCGAUUACCUGGGACUAUACUCGAAGCUCACCGGAAAACCCGUGAUUCCGAUAGGUCUUCUCCCGCCGGAAACACCGCCGGACCGGCCGCCGCCGCGUCAGGAGGCCGCGAUCUUCAACUGGCUGGACCGGCAGAAGCCGCGAUCGGCGGUGUUCGUAGGGUUCGGGAGUGAAACUAAACUCAACAGAGAACAUAUCCACGAGAUUGCACACGGGCUCGAACUUUCCGGCGUACCGUUCUUAUGGGCAAUGAGGAAACCAGACAACGAGGCGCUGCCGGCGGGGUUCCUCCAGCGUACGGCGGAGCAAGGGGUGGUGCACUUGGGGUGGGCCCCGCAGAGGGAGAUACUCGGCCACCCUUCGAUCGGUGGGUCACUAUUCCAUGGCGGGUGGGGGUCGAUUAUCGAAACGCUGCAGUACGGUCACGCGCUCGUACUUCUGCCGUUUGUGUUCGACCAGCCGUUGAACACGAAGCUGAUGGUGGAGAAGGGUUUGGGGGUUGAAGUCGAGAGGGACGGAGAAGAUGGAUCGUUUACCAGAAACGACGUCGCUUCUGCACUCAAGAAAGGGAUGGUUUCCGAUGUUGAACUCAGAGCGCGGUGCCGGAAAGCCGGCCGUGAAAUAUUCGGGAAUCAGGAUCUUCAUCGGGCUUAUGUUGAGAAGUUUGUCCGGUUUUUGAAAGGUCCACAAACAAUAACAAGCCACGCAAAAUGA
Molecule: messenger RNA, 1436 nt
Organism: Erythranthe guttata (spotted monkey flower)
Lineage: Eukaryota; Viridiplantae; Streptophyta; Magnoliopsida; Lamiales; Phrymaceae
Source: RefSeq, a predicted model, not a curated record